Messenger RNA from Paramacrobiotus metropolitanus, 1284 nucleotides. RefSeq names its product MORN repeat-containing protein 3-like. The record is from RefSeq and is a predicted model, not a curated record. The transcript has 3 exons. NCBI's taxonomy places the organism in Eukaryota, Metazoa, Tardigrada, Eutardigrada, Parachela, Macrobiotidae. Bases 57 to 1196 code for a protein of 379 amino acids.
CAAGAUGUAGUAGCCGCAUUAAGAGAUUGUUCGAUGAAAGAGACGGUCAGGUGAACAUGGAUAAAUAUCUGAAGUCAUUCGCUCCAAUCGAUCCUUUCGAGCGCCUACAGCUGCAGCAUCCGCGCAAUAAACUUAAGCAGAUUCAAAGAGAUGUGGCGAACUGGUAUAAGACUGCCACUGUCCUUGAACAGCUCAAGCCCAUGAAACACGCGCUACCGCGCAGCAAAACUAUCAAGGCAGCAGUGAAGAAAAAGGUCAACCUUGCCGGCGGCAGCCAUUACAUCGGUGAUUUCCUUAACGGCAAGCGGCACGGGUUUGGCGAAUAUAUGUCGCGAAAACAAGGCAUUCUGUACCGCGGUGAUUGGAAAGAAGGAAUUGUCCACGGACAAGGCAAGUUAUUCAAGCGGAUGCCGGAUAAGAGUUGGUUUCUCAUUUACAUUGGGGAAUUCAAGAAUGGACUUAAAGAAGGAUGGGGUACCUUACGCUGGAGUAACAGCGAGUAUUAUGAAGGAUUCUGGGUGCGUGGAAAACGCGAAGGACGUGGCCGCCAUUUCGCGCCGGAUGGCAGCAUUUAUGAAGGACAGUGGCGGAAUGACCAACGCGAAGGAUACGGAACAACCCGAGAAGGUGCCGGCAACCAUCAUUUCGGAGAGUACAGUCAGAAUGUGAAAAACGGCACUGGCAAGUACUAUUUUACCCGCACCGGGAAGUGCUUGCGCGGCGUCUGGCAAGACGACAUCCCCGUAAUGAGCGACAUCAUUCAGUUACAGCGCUACAAAUCUACGUUUCCCCACCAGUAUCCUCUUCCAGAACUUGGCCUGAAAAACCCUGCGAUUGUCCUUCAGAACCAGCUUAACGAAAUCCAGAACCAUCUGGAUUACAUCUCCCCGCGCCUGUCUAUUGGUGAGACACCUACCCGCAUGUCUUAUCUGUCAAGUGAUCGUCGAGGGACGGAUGUAAUUCCUGAAGAAGAGACUACGAUUGGGGAGGAAAGUAAAAGGAACAAGAAAGGCGUCCGGUACGAUAUGCUGCAUUUUCUCCGGAGUCUGCAGCCCGAAGUGUCGGACUUAAAAGAUCCGGUAAUGUCAGCACAAAUGGCCAACCUACUAGUGGCGGUGGAGUAUCUUGAACGAAGCACGGCGGAUUCGUAUCAAGCGGAAGAACAGGAAGUCAAGGAUGCGGCAUCUGCUGAUUGAACUGUGAUAUCAUCAGAUUGCAUUUAUUUAGUCGUACGUGUUGCUUAGCCAUCUCCUGUCUUCCAGAGCAUCGCUGUUCUAAUACCAG